Molecule: messenger RNA, 669 nt
Organism: Orycteropus afer afer
Lineage: Eukaryota; Metazoa; Chordata; Mammalia; Tubulidentata; Orycteropodidae
Gene: CCDC70
Product: coiled-coil domain containing 70
Source: RefSeq, a predicted model, not a curated record
AUGUUUCCCUUCAAGGUGAGCAAAUGGAAGGGGCUUGCUUGUUUCCGGUCAUCAGUGGUCUCCUCUCCUAACGUUCGCCAGAAGAAACUAAUUCACAAACUGCAGGAGGAAAAGGCUUUUCGGGAUGAGAUGAAAAUUUUCCGUGAGAAAAUAGAAGACUUCAGGGAAGAGAUGUGGAAUUUCCGAAGCAAGAUCCACAUUUUCCGAGGCCAGAUCUUGGGCUUUUGGGAAGAAGAGAGACCUCUCUGGGAAGAGGAGAAAACCUUCUGGAAAGAGGAAAAGAUCUUCCGGGAAAUGGAAAAAUCUUUCCGGGAAAAAGAGAAAACCUUUUGGAAAAAAUACCGUACCUUCUGGAAGGAGGAUAAGGCCUUCUGGAAAGAGGACAAUGCCCUAUGGGAAAGAGACCGGAGCCUUCUCCAGGAGGACAAGGCCCUGUGGGAAGAAGAAAAAGCCCUGUGGGUAGAAGAAAGAGCCCUACUUGAGGAGGAGAAGGCCCUGUGGGAGGAUAAGAAGUCCCUCUGGGAAGAAGAGAAUGCCCUCUGGGAAGAAGAGAAAGCAUUCUGGGUAGAAAGUGGUGGCCAUAUUGCAGAAGAGCUAAUGCUGGAAGACCAGCCCUACAAUGACAGUGGAGGUGUGCGAUCACCAGUCUUCUCCCGAAGCAGGGCGUGA